UGAUCGCGACUGUCGCUGGUGUUCGCAUCAUUCCCUUUCUUUCAUUCUCUCUACGUCAGCGUGCGCUUGGAGUCGAUCUAAUUAUCCUAACAAAUCACAAAAAAUGCCGCGAGAAAUCAAAGAAAUCAAGGACUUUCUGCUGAAAGCCAGGAGGAAGGACGCAAAGUCUGUGAAAAUCAAGAAGAACGCUGACAAUGUUAAGUUCAAGGUUCGCUGCUCCCGAUUUCUGUAUACCCUCGUAAUCACAGAUAAGGAAAAGGCUGAGAAGCUCAAGCAAUCCUUACCACCAGGUUUGCAAGUAAAGGAGGUAAAGAGGAGUGAACGUGUGUAAAAUGAUUAAAUAAAUUAUCUUCUUAAA
Temnothorax curvispinosus is the source of this 358-nucleotide messenger RNA. It is a transcript of the gene RpL38, whose product is annotated as 60S ribosomal protein L38. The transcript is spliced from 5 exons. NCBI's taxonomy places the organism in Eukaryota, Metazoa, Arthropoda, Insecta, Hymenoptera, Formicidae. Gene Ontology annotation, cellular component: ribosome; cytosolic large ribosomal subunit. The record is from RefSeq and is a predicted model, not a curated record. Gene Ontology annotation, molecular function: structural constituent of ribosome. The coding region runs from base 104 to 331 and encodes 75 amino acids. Gene Ontology annotation, biological process: protein-RNA complex assembly; translation.